CUAAGACAAGAUAUAAAGAGGCUUUAUAUAUAGAAACAGGUCUUUUAUGAUAGAAGUUCAGCAGUUACAGAAAAAGCGAAGCCGGAAAGAGUUCAGACAGACGCAUCCACGGAGAUCACAGCAUCAUGAAACGCAGGAGACAUAUAAGACUCAGGUGAAUAUGGAGAAGUCUUCUCAGGAGAAUGCAGAGGAAGUAUCUACGAAUGCAUUAUCAUUAGAAUCGGCAAUGUUAAAAACACAAUAUCACCGACAACUUAUGUCAUGUAAAGAGUUAUUUCCGGACUGGACGGAGGAAGAUAUUCUCUAUGCAAUUCAGGAGGCAUCGGGUGAUUUUGAGGUAGCGGUAACACGGAUAUCAGAGGGACGUGCAAACAAGUGGGGAGAAGUUAAGAAGAAGACGAAGGAUAAAGGAAAGAAGCAAGAUGCAUUACAAUCAUCGACAUUAUUAACAGGGAGUGGAAAAAGCUCCCGUGAUAAGAUCCGUGAUCCUAAAAAUCAUAAAAAUAAGGAAAACAUUUCGAAACGUGGAGGGGGACGUUCUAAUGGUAUUUCAAAACGAAAUCAUCAAACAGUAUCGGAUUCUUCGCUUGUAACAUGGGAUACUGUUAAAAAUGUAGAGAGUCGUACAGUAUCUAUAGAUACUACUGGAACAGGAUCUAAUAUAAAAACAUCGUGGACUUCAUAUAAGCAACCAAAAGAUUCAUUAGGUCAAUGUCUAAAUCUAAAGAAAAAUAUAAACAAAAACAUUGAAUAUGGUGUAAAAGAAACAGAAAAUGCGAUAUGGGAAGACUUUAAUCCUAUUAACCAAGAUUCCAGAUCGAUAAGUGCCUGGAGCGAUGCAGCAACUAAAGCGUCAUCAGUAACAGCGGGAUGGGGUGAAUCAGGAUCAUUUUAUAUGUCUAAUGCAGAAUCCCAGAAUUCAUCAUCAUCAAAACCACGGACAAAAGUUAUUUCUCCAGGAACGAAUCCUUCAUGGGCAUCGUUGUUAAAACAAGAAUCAAUACCAGAUAUACAAGAACAACAAUUAUCUCCCAUUUCGAGGGCAUCAUUUAGAUCAGAUGAAAAUUUUAGUAAUACAUUUCCUGUUUCUAAAUUAACGGAAAAAAAAGAUCACGGAAUCAUAAAUGGAGUUAACCAUGUACCUAUUGUUUCUAAAACAUCCUUAACAACAUUGAAUCUAGAAUCGAUAAAUAAGGAGAAUAUAGACCAUGUUAUAUCUUUAAAAAAUCCUAAAAAUUCUAUAAAUAUUGCGAAUCAAACGUUAAAUAAUACAGCAAGAUUUCACGAAUUUAAUAAAUCACAUUCUUCUAAAAGCACUUAUCAUAGACAUUUAAGCCAAGAUACUCCUGUGGUGAUGCCAAAUUCAAAUAAUAUUUCUGAAAGGGUAGAAGUUCAAUUUGGAAGUUUAAAUCUUGCGGGUCAAGAAAAUGGCCUGUUUUUAAAUAGGGAAAAGUCAAAACCAGAAUUAAAUUCUGUAUCACAAGGUAUUUCUAUGAAUCUUCAUUCUCCAAUAGGUCCAGCCUUACAACAGUCUCAAUCUAUAGAGAAUUCCGAACCUACAGAUAUACAAAAAACUGAAAAAAUGUAUACAGAAUCAUCAAAUACAACUCAACCACACAUAUUGCCAAAUCGUACAGCAAUGUUCUCUUUAAAUUUAAAUAAAGUUAAUAAGCAAUUAUCUGAGCAAAAACAAGUUCAAUACCAACCAUUUGAUCAAAAUUCAUAUAAUAAUUACACGAAUCACCCUAUUCGGGACAACAUUCCUAAUUUUGGAAAUUUCUCACUUCCUAAUGAAUAUCAAAGAUUUUAUGGAUCAGAAGAUCCAAGGCCACAUUUCGCACAAGGCUAUUAUGACCCGUCAGCAUUUUCUCGUGGACAACCAUCAAAUACUUCUAUGCAUAGAGAUGCAUCUAAUAUAAAUAAUGAAUAUAUACAAACUUCUAGAUUCGAUCCAAAUGCAUUAGAGGGAUCAUCAAUUCCCUCUCAACAGAUGACUUCUGGCUCAAUUAUGCAUAAACACAUGCCAAUAGGUCCCAAUACUCUUUCUCAAUCUCAUUCCUCUACACAAGGUCAUUUUCAUCAAGCACAACCCUAUCCGAUCCAUCCUUACUACAAUCCUUAUACUGCUUAUUAUGUAAACCAGUAUGGUUAUGGAAACUAUCCCUAUACUAAACAAAAUAUUUACAAUCAUCUUCAACAAGACUAUUCUAGAUCUUAUAACGAAAAUUCAUUUACCAAUUCUGAUAAUGCUAAAAAGUUUAAUGAACAUCCUAGAGAUUUAUCCCAAUCAACAAAUCAAGGAAAACCUCAAGAUUAUGCUGCAUCUAAAUCACAAAAUUCUAAUACAAGUCAGCAACAACAAUGGCCUCAACAAAAAAAUAUUUCCAAUAAUUCACUUGAAUAUACUGGCAAAAAAUCAAACACAACCACUCAUCAAUCAAAUUAUAUCCAACAUAUGCAAAAAUUUCACCAGCAAAAUCCUGUUCGGCCUAUUUAUCCUGGUUCUUCUCAUACUUAUCCUCCUCAUUUUCAACAACCAUCACAUCCUCAACCUCCAUCAACUCAAUCUUCAUCAAUACAAACUCAACCUUCACCUUAUUCUAUGCAUCCACAUACCAUUGGAUUUCAUGGACCCUAUCAACCUUUGUUGAAUCCUCAAGAUCAUCCCAAUCUUAACUGGACUAAUUAUACCUCUCAUUAGAAAUGUAUGAUUUUCUUUUCAUACAUCAAUAAUACUUGGUUAUUCA
Pneumocystis carinii B80 is the source of this 2747-nucleotide messenger RNA. RefSeq lists its product as hypothetical. The transcript is spliced from 7 exons. Bases 47 to 2701 code for a protein of 884 amino acids. Gene Ontology annotation, molecular function: ubiquitin binding. The record is from RefSeq and is a predicted model, not a curated record. Lineage: Eukaryota; Fungi; Ascomycota; Pneumocystomycetes; Pneumocystales; Pneumocystaceae. Gene Ontology annotation, cellular component: cytoplasm; nucleus.